This is a messenger RNA of Fusarium graminearum PH-1, 474 nucleotides long. RefSeq lists its product as uncharacterized. The record is from RefSeq and is a predicted model, not a curated record. Bases 1 to 474 code for a protein of 157 amino acids. Lineage: Eukaryota; Fungi; Ascomycota; Sordariomycetes; Hypocreales; Nectriaceae. The transcript has a single exon.
AUGAAGGUGGCCCUUCUUCUGCAGGCUGAGCUGGCGAUUCUUCAGCCUGUGACUCCUCAGCUAGUGAUCUCGCAGCUGGUGAUUCUUCAACUGGUGCCUCAUCCACUGGUGGUGCAUCAGUUGGCACGGACUCAACCCAAUGUCCCACCCGUGAUUCAGUUACUCCACGAGAACUUUUCUUCGAGCUCUUGUGCUUAUGCCUAUGUCCAUGUCCGUGCGAUCUUGGCUUCCCACUGGCUUCUUUCUGGGGCUCGGCCAAGAAUCAGCGCAGCAAAAAAGGGUAACGAAAAAAGGUGGCUUGCUAGGACGAUGUAUGUCACUACCACCACUAUGGCGGCCCCUCCUACUUUUAUGGCCAUGACUCUUGCUAUGAUGACUCUUGCUAUGUCGACUUUUGUGGUGCUUGCUGCUCCUCGGCUGGGAGCCUUCGCCAGACACAGUGGUCAUGGCUGUCGAAUACCGGCGUUUGGUUGA